CACAAGGCUGAAUGCGCCUUGCACGUGGUUGCCGUUGACGAGGCUGUGAGUUAUGAAGGCUGUCACGACCCCGCCUGGCGGCUUUCAGCUUCAGCGCUUCUUUCGUCAACAUUCUUUCUUUCUCAUGCGGACUCCUACGUGAUGGUGCCAGCAUUCGGGUUCUCUGUCGGUGACUUUAUCGCUGCAAUUGCCCUGAUCGCGAAGGUCAGCAAGGCUGUGAAGGACAAGGCCGGCGCUUCGACAGAAUACCAACACGUUCUCCUUGAGCUUGAAGCGCUGGAGAGGACGCUCCGACACUUGCAAGCAUUGCAGCCCACUGCUAGCAACGUCGACCAUGUCAAUGCUAUUCGCGGGAUGGCUCUCACGUGUCGCAUCCCGCUGCAAGAGUUCCUUGAGAGAAUCCAGAGAUAUGAAACCUCACUUGGACCAUACUCAGUUCAUCGCCGAGGGUGCCUAAAGUCUGUCGGACGGAAAUCACAAUGGACAGUGUUCAUGAGCGAUGAGGUCGUGAAGCUUAGGACUGCGAUCGGGGCCAAAGUGCUCAGUAUCAACCUGCUUCUCGCAACGCAUACUUCAGAAUCCGUUUCCAGGAUAGAAGCUGAGGGUCACAGAUCGCAUCUCACCCUCAUGGCAAGCAUACUGGAGCAAGGGAUGAAUGUAGAGAAGAUCGACAAGAAGAUAACCGACACACAACAAUCCAUUGAAAACAACACAAAGACGCAACUGCGUAGGACUGACGAGCUCGCCAAUCAGAUCGAGGAUGCAGCUACGACUUUGCACCACGUUUCCAACAGGAUUGACACAGUCAAUACAACUAUCAUGAGCUUUCGGGAUUUGGGUAUACAACUUCUACAAAUCAUCCGACAUUUGCCUUUGCAGGUCCGAGAAACAUUGGAUCAAAUCGCGAUCUAAUUUACGGAUAUAUGCAAUCCUACGGGCGAUUCACAAUAGCAUUCUUCGAUCACCUGCAUUUCAGCCAGAGGACAGUGUUCGGUUUGAGGAUGUGCUAGGGAGGACCAGGUCAUUACCAUAUGAGUAUUUUCGUCAUAUCGAGGUAUUCA
This is a messenger RNA of Trematosphaeria pertusa, 1061 nucleotides long. RefSeq lists its product as uncharacterized. The coding region runs from base 142 to 912 and encodes 256 amino acids. Lineage: Eukaryota; Fungi; Ascomycota; Dothideomycetes; Pleosporales; Trematosphaeriaceae. The record is from RefSeq and is a predicted model, not a curated record. The transcript is spliced from 6 exons.